AAUUCCCAGAAGUGGGAGGUGGGGGGCGGGAUUUCCGUGUUGAGGAUCGAUGGGCAGGCCGGGCCGUCAGCAGCGCGGUGCCGGCAGUUAGAAUGGCUGCUGCUGCCGCCGCCUCGCCGGCCGACAAGGAGAGAUUUAUCUGUAUUUAUCCAGCAUAUUUAAACAACAAGAAGACAAUAGCAGAAGGAAGAAGGAUACCUAUAGACAAAGCUGUUGAAAAUCCCACAUCUACUGAAAUCCAAGAUGUGUGUGCAGCAGUUGGAUUCAAUGUGCUAUUAGAGAAAAAUAAGAUGUAUCCUAGAGAGUGGAAUCGUGAUGUGCAGUACAGGGGUAGAGUAAGAAUUCAGCUCAAACAAGAUGAUGGCAAUCCAUGUUUACCUCAGUUUCCAACACGUAAAUCAGUGAUGCUGUAUGCUGCAGAAACCAUUCCCAAACUGAAAACAAGAACUCAAAAGAUGGGAGGUAGUGAUCAAAGUCUUCAACAAGGAGAGGGAGGCAAGAAGGGUAAAGGGAAGAAAAAGAAAUGACUCCACAUCUGGAAUAAGUGUGAUAUCUAAUAGUUGUACUUAGAACAGAUAUGGAUGAACACAUUACUUAAUGCAACUUUGAGGUGAAAGAUACAGGAACAAAAUAAACAGGUCAAGACAAAUAAAACUGCCUGCUUAUUUUGGAGCUGGAAUUCAUGUAACUGCUUUGUAUCUGUGUAACAAUAAAUCUGUCUUCACACACCCUGCAAGCGUGCAGCUAACAUCCAGUUUUAAAAGUGGAACAACAUACACAAAUGCAGUGGGUGGGAGAAUUAUUUUUGCCAAAAUAAAUAUGCAGCUUUUUAAAAAUAAUAAAAAAUCUUAGGCAGACUAGAUAGGCAAACAGUUCAUGUUGGUUAACCAUUUAUCUGUGCUAGCUGAUUGAUUGUCUUGACUACGGAGGGUCUAUAUCACCAGUAACAAAAUGUAAAUUAGUGAAAUUAUGACUUUGUAAACUUCCUAAUCAACUUUCAUCAUUGUUAGUAUACCAAUAAAGGUGGCACAUUAGUUUAGAAA
Numida meleagris (helmeted guineafowl) is the source of this 1043-nucleotide messenger RNA. RefSeq names its product signal recognition particle 19 (gene SRP19). The transcript has 5 exons. The record is from RefSeq and is a predicted model, not a curated record. Lineage: Eukaryota; Metazoa; Chordata; Aves; Galliformes; Numididae. Gene Ontology annotation, molecular function: 7S RNA binding. Bases 93 to 527 code for a protein of 144 amino acids. Gene Ontology annotation, cellular component: signal recognition particle, endoplasmic reticulum targeting. Gene Ontology annotation, biological process: SRP-dependent cotranslational protein targeting to membrane, signal sequence recognition; SRP-dependent cotranslational protein targeting to membrane.